GAGAGCGCGGAGGGGGCCGGGCCCAGCCUGCCGGCUCCGGGGCCCAUGGCAGCGCCGGCCUGACCCGACCCGUCCGUCCCACACUGGCGCUGAGGGGAGGCGGCGGCGGCGGCACCAUGUUACCCAGCGGGGCCGGGAACGGCGCUGCCGCCCUGCCCCGGAGCUCGGUCAUGGGCAUGGCGAGGACGUCCUCGGGCCGGCCGGGCGCGGGGCUGUCCCGCGGGGCGAACGGCGGCGGCGGCGGCGGCGCUGCUUCUUCUUCUUCUUCGGCGGCGGCGGCGGCUUCUGCGGGAGUGCGCGGCGGCCCGGGCAACGGGACGGGCCCUCCGAGCGGCCCUGGGGCAGCCGCGGGUCGCUUCGAGCGCGACCGGGACUUAGGGGCGGCCGUGGCGGCGGCGAGCGACAGCGAAGGCAACUCGGAGUCUGGCGAGGAGGAGGAGCUGGUGGGCGACCGGCGCGGCGUGAAGCGGACUUUGGGCGACAUGGAGCUCGGGGUGGUGGUGGGGGGGCCCGAGGCGGCGGCCGUGGCGGCGGCUGCAGCGGCUGCAGCGGCGGGGGGCUACGGCGGGGCGAGCGGCGCCGUCAGCGGCGCCAAGCCGGGCAAGAAGACCCGCGGCCGCGUCAAGAUCAAGAUGGAAUUCAUCGACAACAAGCUGCGGAGAUACACCACGUUCAGCAAGAGGAAGACGGGCAUCAUGAAGAAGGCCUACGAACUCUCCACCUUAACGGGCACUCAGGUGUUGCUGCUCGUGGCCAGCGAGACAGGCCACGUCUACACGUUCGCCACGCGGAAGCUGCAGCCCAUGAUCACCAGCGAGACUGGGAAAGCGCUGAUCCAGACAUGCUUGAACUCUCCUGACUCUCCUCCUCGGUCAGACCCAACCACUGAUCAGCGCAUGAGCGCUACGGGCUUUGAGGAGACGGACCUCACUUAUCAGGUGUCCGAGUCAGAUAGCAGUGGAGAAACAAAGGACUCGCUGAAGCCUGCAUUCACCGUCACCAACCUGCCAGGGACGACGUCGACCAUCCAGACGGCGCCCACCACCUCCACCUCCAUGCAGGUCAGCAGCGGCCCCUCGUUCCCCAUCACCAACUACCUAUCGCCAGUCUCUGCCAGUGUCAGCCCCAACACGGUAACCAGUGCCAACGGGACGGUGCUGAAAACCACGGGAACCAGUGCAGUGGCCUCCGGAGGGCUAAUGCAGAUACCCACCGGCUUCACCCUCAUGUCAGGUGCUCCACUCCCUCCCGGGACCCCUACCAUUCCUCUCACUCAGUUGCAGCCGCACUCCCUUGCCCUCUGCAGCCAGCAGGGCCAGGCGGCCGCUGCAGCCACACCUGGACAGGUGCAGCAGGCACAGCAGACAGUCUUCCGAUUUCCAGCCUCCGCCGGAGGGCAGUUUGUGUCCCUGACAGGUGGAGCUGUGGCUCAGCAGGUUCCCGUGCAAGCCAUCCAGGUUCAUCAGCAGACGUCUCCCACAACUGACAGCAGUACUGACCUCACCCAGACCUCUUCCAGCGGGACAGUGACCCUGCCAGCUACGAUCAUGACUUCGUCCGUGCCAACCACCGUAGGCGGCCAUAUGAUGUACCCCAGUCCUCACGCAGUGAUGUACGCGCCUACGUCAGGCCUGACAGAUGGUGGCCUUGCAGUUCUCAAUGCCUUCUCCCAGGCACCAUCUGCAAUGCAGGUUUCACACGGCCAGGUCCAGGAUCAGGGUGGAGUCCCUCAGGUGUUCCUGACAGCACCAUCAGGAACAGUUCAAAUCCCAGUCUCAGCUGUCCAGCUUCACCAGAUGGCCGUAAUCGGGCAGCAGUCCAGCAGCAGCACCAACUUGACAGAGCUACAAGUGGUCAACUUGGACACGUCGCAUAGCUCCAAGAGUGACUGAGCAACUCUGGAGGGCGGGGGGGGGGAGGGGGAACCUGGGGGGCGGAAGGAGAGAGACAGAGGAGAAGGUGUGUCCCUGGCACCCAAACCUGCAGUGGCUGCCUCCAGUUUUUGAGGCCUGUGCGUGGCUUGAGGACCUGCGGCGCUCCCCAAAACUGCACCAGGAUCUCUGCGGUCCCUAUUUUUCUAUGGACUCUGUCACUUAUUUAUUGUUGCCUUUUUCACGUUUUCUUCCCUUUUCUCUCAACACUUCACACCGACACACACACGCACAAAUACACACACACACACACACACACACACACACACACACUCAAAACACAUAUUAAAGUGGCUGUUGAGGCCAGCGGCAGGGAGCUGAGCCUGGGCUGUAAGGGGAGGGCGGGGGCGGGCGGUUUGCUUUGUUACCUUUGGACGCUGCAUAUACAGUGCUUUUAUUUGUGUGUGUGUGUGUGUGUGUGUUUGUUUGGUUUUGUUUUCCCCCUCCUCACUCCAGCCAAAGAAAUGUGUCUCUCGUGGGUGGGGGAACUUUACUCUGCCAUGUGUAUAUAAUAUAUAGGGGAAAAAACCCUCCUUCUGUCGUCAUCGCCAGAGCGGGAGUUCCUUCUCCCCCUCUCCGCAGCGUGUCCACGAACUUCCUCAGCUCACAGUCUCCAGCCUGAGCAGCCAAGACUGUGGCAGGGAGAUAAGCUGGAACGCAGAAGGGCCUGAAGCCAUCGUCAUCCAAAAGGGAGUCUCUUGUUUCUGCUGUCAUUUUAUUUUCACUUUUAACCUAUGCUGGAGCAAAGGGUCAUCUCUCUCUCUCUCCCCCCCACCCCCAUCACCCCAGGUUCAGGUUCUCCAGCUGGCUUGCAGCAAUGUGCCUUCAAGCAAAUCAGUGAUGCGUUGUGGCCUGGCCUCUGCACAGCGACCCUUGCCUCUUACGCUUGGCUUGCAAAGAGGGGUCGCUCCCGCCAGUGCCCUCCUUCUCCUUAGGCUCUGUUGUGGGUGGAUGAGGAGAGGCAAGAGCACAUUGGCGGCAACCCUGGAACCGUUCCUUCCCUUGAAGCUCGUGUUUGGUUGGUGAGAACCCACCAGCUUUAGGAGUACGUGCCCCGGGGGUGUGUGAGCGGGCAGUGGACACCUUUCACUGCCAGACAGGGCACUUUUAAACACCGCCCUGCCCACUUCCUUGGGUCCUACCCAGCAACCCUUAAGCCCCAUCGUUGCGACAGAUGCAUCCUCUCGGGCGAGCUUUGUUUGUUUUUGCAGAGGCUACUCCUCUUGAGAAGGUCGAUGAGAUGAGCCGCCGUCCUUUUUCUAAGUAAUCGGGGAGAAGGGUGUAAAGGAACAGUGUCGGAAGCAGAGGGAAAGCUAUAUUUUUGUAAGUUUGAACUCCACAGGCCUUCCCAAGACUGUUGUGCCCACAAUUUGAGACCUUCCACCCCAACCCUGGCCAGGUAGCCCCAAAAACAAGAUGAUUCGUCCCCUUGAAAGCGCUUCUGCAUCUGCUGCUUCCGAGUCUGCCGUCCUCAGUUGGGACUGGGUAGGACUCAAGAGUGGUGGGAACGCACCUCCCCUGCAGGAGAAAGGCAGCGCUGGAUGAGUAAGGUGACAGCCGCCACCAGGUCUUUGUGCUUUAGAAAAUUCCUUAUCGUGUAGAUCCGUGGUUCGGGGUCAGCAAAUGCAAAAACAAAAAACAAAAAGGGAAUAGCCGCAAGGGAGACCAGGAAGGGCAUUGUGCUACCAAUGGGAGGGGUGUGCAUGUGAUGAAGCUAUCCCAUUGGGGAAAGCAGUCUGCCAUUGGAUAGUUUUAUUGCCACACAAUCAUGCACUUCCUUUUAACCAAUCCAGAAGUGGCGCACGAAAGGAAUUAUUCAUCCCCC
Podarcis muralis (Common wall lizard) is the source of this 3756-nucleotide messenger RNA. RefSeq names its product serum response factor (gene SRF). Gene Ontology annotation, molecular function: DNA-binding transcription factor activity, RNA polymerase II-specific; protein dimerization activity; cis-regulatory region sequence-specific DNA binding. The record is from RefSeq and is a predicted model, not a curated record. Gene Ontology annotation, biological process: positive regulation of transcription by RNA polymerase II. NCBI's taxonomy places the organism in Eukaryota, Metazoa, Chordata, Lepidosauria, Squamata, Lacertidae.